AACUGCUGCUGAAAAUAAAUAAAUAUUUUGGAUUAUUCUGAUUGUAUUGACGAUUGAACAUUUAAAAAGUGUUUUCCGAGAUCAGUUCCAGCCUCUUAUGAUCUGAUGUAAUACAACAACAAAAACUCGAAGCACUCUUAAGGUGCAAAUCGGUUGCAGUACCGAUGUGUUAGAGGCGCGGCUGCAUAAAAACCACCGCCAUGUCGUCGGUGAAGGUGGCGGUGCGGGUCCGCCCCUUCAACUCCCGGGAGAUCGCCCGCGAGUCCAAGUGCAUCAUUGAAAUGUCUGGCAACACUACAGUUAUAAUCAAUCCGAAGCUGCCCCCGAACAACAAGGAAGGCGCUAAGAGCUUUAACUUUGAUUUCUCCUACUGGUCGCAUAAUCCACAUGACCCGGAGUUCUCCUCUCAAAUUAUGGUUUACAAAGAUAUCGGCGAAGAAAUGCUUCAACAUGCCUUUGAUGGUUACAACAUAUGCAUAUUCGCCUACGGACAGACUGGCGCGGGAAAGUCCUACACGAUGAUGGGCCGUGGCGAGGAUGGCCAGGAAGGUAUCAUCCCGCAAAUCUGUAAGGACCUGUUCCGGCGCAUACGCCAGACGACCUCGGAAGACCAGUCGUACUCGGUGGAGGUGUCAUACAUGGAAAUUUACUGCGAGCGAGUACGCGACCUUCUCAACCCAAAGAACAAGGGCAAUUUGCGCGUGCGUGAACAUCCGGCUCUCGGCCCCUACGUUGAGGACCUGAGCAAGCUUGCCGUCAUGUCCUACCAAGACAUCUACGACCUCAUCGAUGAGGGUAACAAGGCCAGGACGGUCGCAGCAACAAACAUGAACGAAACCUCUUCCCGUUCGCACGCAGUAUUCACUAUAUUCUUCACACAGCAAAGACACGAUAAGACCACGAAUCUCGUCUCUGAAAAGGUUUCAAAAAUAUCUCUAGUGGAUUUGGCCGGCUCAGAGCGAGCUGACUCGACGGGUGCCAAAGGAACGAGGCUGAAGGAAGGUGCUAACAUCAACAAAUCGCUCACAACGCUCGGAAAAGUUAUCUCUGCGCUCGCCGAAAUUUCGGCAUCAAAAAGCAAGAAGUCAAAAAAGGCGGACUUCAUACCGUACCGCGACUCUGUGCUCACUUGGCUGCUACGUGAGAACCUCGGAGGCAAUUCCAAGACCGCCAUGAUAGCUGCCAUUUCACCUGCCGAUAUCAACUACGACGAAACACUCAGUACAUUACGAUAUGCAGAUCGCGCUAAGCAAAUCGUCUGCAAAGCCGUGGUCAAUGAAGACGCGAAUGCCAAACUUAUCCGAGAACUCAAAGAAGAAAUACUCAAACUACGCGAACUCCUCAAAGCGGAAGGCAUCGAUGUCGAAGAAGGACCAGAUGGUCGAGUCUUAUACGAAAAGAAAGAUCAGCCUACCAGUGAGGAGAAUGCAUCGCCAAUGCGCAAGAAGAGUGAAUCGGAAGCACUGUCCCCCAAGUUAUCAAGAGCUGCCACCACCAUUGCUGAGGAGGCCGUGGAUCAGCUACAAGCAUCAGAGAAGCUUAUCGCAGAACUCAACGAAACGUGGGAGGAGAAGCUUAAACGUACGGAACAGAUCCGUGUACAACGUGAGGCUGUGUUCGCGGAAAUGGGUCUUGCGGUCAAAGAGGGUGUCACAGUGGGUGUUUACUCGCCGAAGAAAACUCCGCAUCUGGUUAAUUUGAAUGAAGACCCCAAUCUCUCCGAAUGUCUACUUUAUUACAUAAAAGACGGAAUAACUCGUCUGGGUACGGCCGAAGGAAAUGUUCCACAAGACAUACAGCUCUGCGGAUCACAUAUACUCAGUGAGCAUUGUAUAUUCGAGAACACGGAUGGCGUGAUCUGUCUCAUACCACACCAUGGCGCUUUGGUCUACGUAAAUGGACGUGAGAUAAACGAGCCAACCAUCUUAAAGACCGGCUCCCGCGUAAUCCUAGGCAAGAAUCACGUAUUCCGUUUCACACAUCCCGGACAGCCACGUGAGGAAAUCGUUUCGUCGAAUAAGGAGCUCAACGAUGGUAACAGCAACACUGAAACUAACAAAGAUGUCCCGAGUGAAACAACCACCGAAAACGUCGACUGGGACUUUGCACAGUGCGAAUUGCUGGAGAAACAAGGAAUUGAUCUUAAGGCUGAGAUGCAGAAGCGGCUUAUGGCUUUAGAGGAACAAUUCCGCAGGGAAAAGGAACAUGCUGAUCAACAGUUUGAAGAGCAACGAAAGAAUUACGAAGCUCGUAUAGACGCUUUGCAACGACAAGUCGAGGAGCAGAGUGUCACGAUGUCGAUGUACAGCUCCUACACACCGGAGGACUUCCAUAACGACGAGGAUAUAUUCGUGAAUCCCCUGUUUGAGACAGAGUGCUGGUCGGCGCGCGAGGUGGGACUGGCGGCGUGGGCCUUCCGCAAGUGGAAGUACCAUCAGUUCACAUCACUGAGAGACGACCUAUGGGGCAACGCUAUCUUCCUCAAGGAAGCAAACGCAAUAUCAGUGGAAUUACGCAAGAAGGUCCAAUUCCAAUUUACUCUGCUAACUGACACGCCCUAUUCGCCCCUGCCCGCUGAACUCGCGCCAAGAGACGAUGCAGAUGACGAGUACCGACCUUCCGCACCUACCGUCGUAGCCGUUGAAGUUACCGACACUAAGAAUGGGGCUACGCAUUAUUGGACUCUCGAAAAGUUGCGCCAUCGGUUGGAGCUCAUGCGCCAAAUAUACAACAUGAACGAGAGCGCGUACGCGGACGAGGACGAGCCCGCCACGCCGGUGCCGUCGCCGCCGCCCGCCAUCCCGCCACCAACCGACUCGGACAUACUACAAUGUAUCUCAACGUGUGCGAACAACACGCGACUCUCACUAGCGAACCUACUGCCCUCGAGGCAACGUCUGGAGCUGAUGCGCGAAAUGUACCACAACGAAGCGGAGCUUUCGCCGACGUCGCCUGAUCACAACAUCGAGUCGGUCACCGGCGGUGAUCCGUUCUACGAUAGAUUCCCUUGGUUCCGUCUUGUUGGACGGAGCUUCGUAUACCUGUCGAAUCUCCUGUACCCGGUUCCGCUCAUUCACAAGGUGGCUAUAGUGAAUGAGAAAGGAGACGUGAAGGGCUACCUCCGGGUGGCCGUACAGGCAGUCAUCGAUACUGAAAAAAACAAUUCUCUCGUAGAUAACGCUGAAUUCGCAGCUGGGGUGAAACAAUCGGCAAAGAUCUCGUUCGACGAUGACAUAGCGCCCGCGAGGUCCAGACUCAAAGCGAUAUCUAACGUCGACAAGAACAAUGCUAUAAAUGCUAUAAAUAUCGAAGAUAGGCCCGAGCAGGACUCUAACAUCAAAAUCGAAGAACUAGCCGUAGCAGAGUGCGACGCCGACAGUGGACGUGGAGAUAGUUCUUUAGCUUCCGAGCUGAAGGAGGAAGAUCUUCCUGAACAUUUGACGCUAGGUCGCGAGUUUACAUUCCGGGUGACCGUUCUUCAGGCACAUAGCGUUUCAACUGAUUAUGCAGAUGUGUUCUGCCAGUUCAACUUCCUGCACCGAAACGAGGACGCAUUUUCAACGGAGCCGGUUAAAAACGCUGGAAAGAAUACGCCUUUGGGAUUCUAUCACGUUCAGAAUAUCACAGUGCCAGUAACAAAGUCAUUUGUCGAAUAUAUUAAAUCGCAACCGAUUGUUUUCGAAGUAUUUGGACACUACCAACAACAUCCUCUACAUAAGGAUGCAAAACAAGAUGGACCAGUGGGCAGGGCUCCACCUCGACGAAUGCUCCCGCCAUCACUACCGAUAUCAGCGCCAGUCCGAAGCCCUAAAUGGAGUGCCGCCAGUGUUGCGCCGCCUUGCUGCUCCUCACAUUUGCACUCCAAACACGACCUGCUAGUGUGGUUCGAGAUAUGUGAGCUGGCGCCAAGCGGGGACUAUGUACCAGCGGUGGUGGAGCACAGCGACGAGUUGCCGUGCCGAGGGUUAUUCCUACUGCACCAGGGCAUCCAGCGACGUAUUCGCAUUACGAUUCUCCACGAGCCAUCAUCCGACUUACAAUGGUCUGACGUUAGAGAACUUGUUGUUGGACGCAUACGAAACAUACCGGAAGCAAACGAAGACACGACAGACGGUGACGAAGACGGGGCUUUGUCGCUCGGACUAUUCCCCGGUGAACGACCCAACCUGGACGAUCGAGCUGUAUUCAGAUUCGAAGCGGCAUGGGAUAGCAGUUUGCACGGUUCCCCGCUGCUGAACCGAGUGAGCGCUAACGGAGAAGUGGUUUACAUAACACUCAGCGCCUAUCUUGAGGUGGAGAACUGCGGUCGUCCGGCAAUUAUAACGAAGGACCUAUCAGUAGUGGUGGUUGGACGUGAAGCACGUACGGGCGCAGGUCGCUCGCUACGUCGUGCUUUGUUCGGUUCCAGAGCCGCAAGAGCUGAUCGUCUUACAGGAUUGUAUGAACUCAGCUUGCAUCGGGCGCUCGAACCAGGUGUCCAGCGUAGACAACGACGUGUGUUAGACACCAGUGGCACCUACGUACGUGGAGAAGAAAAUCUGCACGGUUGGCGUCCUCGCGGUGACUCGCUUAUAUUCGAUCAUCAGAAACGUAUCUGGCGCAAACUGUUCUAUGAUUGGCCGCUGGACGUUAUCGAUAAAUUGCAGUGGGAGCUCGAAAAGAUGACUCGAUUAGAGCAAGUGGGUCGGACAAGACACUUCCUUGCGUUACGCGAGCGUCUUCGCCACGGACACGAAAAUACCGUUGCACCAAACGACUUUACUAAAACUGAGAAGGAGGUCAGCAAUAUGGCUGCCAAGGCUGCAUCAGAAUGCGCGCAUACACGCGAUGAGUCUGUUUACGAGCCGUGGGAGAUGAGUCCGAGAGAAAAGGAAAUCUCCACGAAAUUCCUCAAACUUAUACAGGGAAGGAUAGGUGGCAACAAAGAGGUGGAAACUGCAGUAUCUCCAGCGACGCCGGUCGACGAGGGCGUAUCCGCAGAUAUCUCCACACCCAGUCUUUUGUCAUCCAUACACAGCGCCAGCAGCUUCGAGCUAUGCUCGCCGGAACGGGCUUUAUUGGAGAAAGCAGCAGGCGCCUGGGGAGUCACGGGCAUGCACGGUAACAGCGUAGUGAGUGCUGGCGUGCUGUUCGUGCCAGAUUGCGAGGAGGUGCGAGUGUCGGCCGCCGUGGCGCGACGUGGGUACCUCAACGUGCUGCAACACGGGACACAUGGCUGGAAGAAGCGCUGGCUCGUGGUCCGCCGGCCGUACGUGUUCAUCUACCGCGACGAGCGCGACCCAGUGGAGCGCGCUGUCAUCAACCUCGCCAACGCGCACGUCGAGUACUCGGAGGACCAGGAGCAGAUGGUCCGCAUGCCCAACACUUUCAGUGUGGUGAGCAAGGAACGUGGAUACUUGCUUCAGACGCUGGGCGACAAGGAAGUUCACGACUGGCUUUACGCCAUCAACCCAUUGCUAGCCGGACAGAUUAGGUCGCGGUCCGCGCGCCGGCCCCGCCCCGCGCCCGCCGCGCCCCCGCAGCUGUCCGCAUGAGACCUCACCAUGGAGUCUAUCCUCGUUUUUUAAGCGCGUCGCCGACGGACGCGUGUACGCGCACAGACCGCUCCGCGCAGUGCGCACCUCGCAUAGAUAUUAACACGGCCCAAAAACUAUUGACACUUUUGCUCGGUGUGUAACGAACCUAACCGAUUGGCGGGGUUAAGGUACGCUUCGGUUCCUCCGCAACGCAUUUCUGCU
This is a messenger RNA of Pararge aegeria (speckled wood butterfly), 5738 nucleotides long. RefSeq names its product kinesin-like protein unc-104 (gene unc-104). Gene Ontology annotation, biological process: microtubule-based movement. Gene Ontology annotation, molecular function: ATP binding; microtubule binding; microtubule motor activity. The transcript has 42 exons. NCBI's taxonomy places the organism in Eukaryota, Metazoa, Arthropoda, Insecta, Lepidoptera, Nymphalidae. The record is from RefSeq and is a predicted model, not a curated record. The coding region runs from base 201 to 5534 and encodes 1777 amino acids.